AUGGAAGGGGAAGGCGAAGUCGGGAGCAGCGCGCCGGCACCUGUCAAAGUGGCCGUCGUCACAGCCCCUGCUCCUGUUCAGUCGGACGCUCCAGCAACGACGAUAGCAACGACGACAGCAACGACGACGGCGACGACGACGGCAGAGCCGAGUACGACGAACACGGCCGAAACCGUAUCCUCCUCUCCCUCUUCUGACCAGAAACCCCAACAACAAACACAACCUCAACUGCCAUGCACGCCGCAGCAGCCGCAGGAGCAACAAGAACCACCACCUCCACCAUCACAACAACAGCAGCACCAGCAACAGCACCAGCCGCCACAACUGUCCCAGCCGAGCACGAACUCGAGCCCCGCACCGAACCCUCCGCCGCUCCAGAGAACGAGAGUGAUGGCGCGAGACACGUACAAUCAUCAGUCGCUGGGCGCAUCACUCAAUUCGACCGUGAAGGAGGUGGGUCUCCGUUCUCCUCGUCGAAAUCGCUCGCAUGCAACACUCUUGCAUGCCAGUGCGAACGCGCCGACGAAAGCUAACAGGUGCGUCGUCAAUCAGGUACGCGUCCUUAUGGUCGGUGCCGGCGGUAUCGGCUGCGAAUUGCUCAAGAAUCUCGUCCUCGCCGGCUUCGGCGAGGUCCACAUUGUCGACCUCGACACCAUCGACCUCUCCAAUCUGAACCGUCAGUUCCUCUUCCGCCAUGAACACAUCAAGAAGUCCAAGGCUUUGGUCGCCAAGGAUGCCGCCCAAGUCUUCAAUCCCAACGUGAAGCUUGUCGCCCACCACGGCAAUAUCAAGGAUGCCGAAUUUACCGUGUCUUGGUUCCGCGAGUUCAAAAUCGUCUUCAACGCCUUGGACAACCUCGAGGCGAGACGGCACGUGAAUAGGAUGUGCCUGGCCGCCGACGUGCCGCUCAUCGAGAGCGGCACCACCGGCUUCAACGGCCAGGCGCAAGUGAUCAAGAAGGGUGUCACGGCGUGCUAUGACUGCAGCCCCAAGGAGACGCCAAAGUCAUUUCCCGUCUGCACCAUCAGAAGCACCCCGAGCCAACCGAUUCACUGCAUCGUGUGGGGCAAGAGCUACCUCUUGAAGUAUGUCAAUUCUCCCGUCCGAUCCGACUCUCGGCCGAAGAAAGUUGCUCAUGGCAUGCACAGCGAAAUAUUUGGCGCGAGCGAAGACGAAUCGGCCUUUGACCACUCCUCCGAUGCCGAAAACGCAACGGAAAUCGGCGAGCUCAAGAGGGAGUCUGAGGAACUCAAAGCGAUCAGGGACGCCGUGGGGACGCCCGAUUUUCCUCGAUUGCUCUUCGACAAGGUCUUUCAUGAUGAUAUCGAGCGGCUUCGAUCGGUCGAGGACAUGUGGAAGUCGCGCCGGCGUCCGGACGCGCUCAGAUACGAGACGGUCAUGUCUCAGGCCAGCGAGGCGCUUGCUUCGAAGAAUCGGUGCCUCCGCGACGGCCAAAAGGUCUGGUCGUUGGAAGAAAGCCUCGUCGUCUUCAACGACAGCUUGGACCGGCUCGGCAAACGGGUGCUUCAACUCCGGGAAGCCAAGGAACCUUUGGCUCCGGAGCCCAUCAUCGCCUUUGACAAAGAUGAUGACGACACCCUCGACUUUGUCGCUGCCAGCGCAAACAUCCGGUCGACCAUUUUUGGCAUUGAUCGAAAAUCCCGUUUCGACAUCAAGCAGAUGGCGGGUAACAUUAUCCCCGCCAUCGCCACGGCGAAUGCCAUCGUGGCCGGCCUCUGCGUUUUGGAGUCGCUCAAGGUGCUCAAGGGAGAUUAUGCGCAGUCCAAAGAGGUCUUUUUGACGCCGUUUGCGUCCGCCAGACUGUUGGCGCCGGACAAAUCUCGACAGCCAAAUAUCGAAUGUCCAGUCUGCGGCGUGUUCAACACGAGCGUCGUCGUCGACCUGCGCCGGGCAACGCUCAAGGACCUUGUCGAUGACGUCGUCAGAGACAAGCUCGGCUUCGGAAACAAGGAGUUUGCCGUUAGCAACGACGUCGGCAUCAUCUACGAUGCCGACGAGACGGAAAAUCUCCCCAAGAAGCUCUCCGAACUCGGGAUCACGGGGUCCAGUUUCCUGACCGUCAUGGACGAGGAUGACGACGACGUGUUGGUCAACGUGGUCAUCGACAUCCACGAGCAGUUGGUUCCCCCAACGAGAGGCCGGAGACGCGAGCUAAUCAUGUCCAGGGCUCUGGGAGACGAUGAGGCGCCGGUCAAAGUACAUCUGAGCGAGCGUCCUGCCAUUCCGCAAAAACCGAAGAAGAAGGUGUUGCCGCAAACGACCAACGGAAACGGGCUGCAGAAUGGAAAGCGUUCCCCCGACGAAAUUGUCGAGCCCGGGCUGAAGGGGGUCAAGAGAUUGCGCGCGGACGGUGCCGAGGAGCCCAGGAAGAAGGCAAAGACGCACGAGGAGGCGGUUGAUGAUGUCGUCGUCGUCGACGAUGGCGGCGGCGGCGCCAUCGUCAUAGACGACGACUGA
Drechmeria coniospora is the source of this 2478-nucleotide messenger RNA. RefSeq lists its product as uncharacterized. The coding region runs from base 1 to 2478 and encodes 825 amino acids. Gene Ontology annotation, biological process: protein sumoylation. The transcript has 5 exons. Gene Ontology annotation, cellular component: SUMO activating enzyme complex; cytoplasm. The record is from RefSeq and is a predicted model, not a curated record. Gene Ontology annotation, molecular function: SUMO activating enzyme activity. Lineage: Eukaryota; Fungi; Ascomycota; Sordariomycetes; Hypocreales; Ophiocordycipitaceae.